GCUGGCAGCGGCGACAGGAGCAGGGGACAGUGGGCAGGAGAGCGGGGCUCACCGAGGCUGACCGAGGAGCCGCUGCCACGCCCCUGCCAUGGACAGCAAGGUGUGGGGUGCCUGCCUCCUCUGCUUGCUGUGCCCCUUACCCACCGUACUGGGCCACGUGCACCCAGAGUGUGACUACAUCACCCAGCUGAGAGAGGAUGAGCGAGCUUGUCUGCAAGCGGCAGAGGGGGUGUCCAACUCCACCUUUGGCUGCCCCAGGACCUGGGAUGGGCUGCUGUGCUGGCCAACGGCAGGCUCUGGAGAGUGGGUGAGCCUCCCCUGCCCGGCUUUCUUCUCUCACUUCAGCUCAGAGCCAGGGGCUGGGGCCUUGAAGCGGGAUUGCACCAUCACGGGCUGGUCUGAGCCCUUCCCGCCCUAUCCUGAGGCCUGUCCUGUGCCCCUGGAGCUGCUAACUGAAGAGAAAUCCUACUUCUCCACCGUGAGGGUCGUCUACACCAUGGGCCACAGCGUCUCUGCCGCGGCCCUCUUCAUGGCCAUCACCAUCCUGGUUGCCCUCAGGAGGCUCCACUGCCCCCGGAACUACAUCCACACCCAGCUGUUCGUCACCUUUAUUCUCAAGGCGGGAGCUGUGUUCCUGAAGGAUGCCACCCUCUUUCACAGCGAGGACACGGACCACUGCAGCUUCUCCACUGUUCUGUGCAAGGUCUCUGUGGCCACCUCCCAUUUCGCCACCAUGACCAACUUCAGCUGGCUGCUGGCAGAAGCUGUCUACCUGACCAGCCUCUUGGCCUCCACGUCACCCAGCGCAAGGAGAACCUUCUGGUGGCUGGUCCUUGCUGGCUGGGGGCUUCCCCUGCUCUUCACCGGCAUGUGGGUGGGUUGCAAGCUGGCCUUUGAGGAUGUUGCGUGCUGGGACCUGGACGACAGCUCCCCCUACUGGUGGAUCAUCAAAGGACCCAUCGUCCUCUCCGUUGGGGUGAACUUUGGGCUUUUUCUCAAUAUUAUCCGUAUCUUGCUGAGGAAACUGGAGCCAGCUCAGGGCAGCCUCCACACCCAGCGUCAGUACUGGCGUCUCUCCAAGUCAACCCUUCUCCUUAUCCCGCUGUUUGGAAUUCACUACAUCAUCUUCAACUUCCUGCCUGACAGCGCUGGCCUGGGCAUUCGCCUCCCCCUGGAGCUGGGACUGGGUUCCUUCCAGGGCUUCAUUGUUGCCAUCCUGUACUGCUUCCUCAACCAAGAGGUGAGGACUGAGAUCUCACGGAGAUGGCGUGGCCACGAUCCUGAACUUCUGCCAGCCUGGAGGACUCACGCCAAGUGGACGAUGCCUUCCCACUCAAGGGCGAAGGUGCUGACAUCUGUGUGCUAGGUUGGCCACAUCACGUGACUAGAAUCCACACCUGAACUUGGGCAGCUACCCGGGCCCACCACCCUUCAGAGGAGUGAGAGCAGUGCCCCCUGGGAACCGUCAGUUGACGCCUCCACCCAAGCUGCUGCCCAGCCUUUCUUCCCUGUCCUGUCCCUGACUCUUUUCGCCCAGGUCUCUGUGGGUCCACCUCUGAUUUCCUUGGUUCCUGUCUUGCUUUAUGUUCCUCUUCCUGGAGUCUGGGCCACAGCCCAACGCCAGAGGAGCCAAUAAACUUGUAAAUGAAUAGAUACACGUUUGAGUGAAACCGUGCGCCUCUGCAGGGGAGGGAUCUGUAGGCUUUAUUUGAACCCCCGGUGCAGACGUGCAUUUAUCGCGUCUCAGUUCAUGUCACGUCCCCAUCACUUGUCUGUGCAAGGAUCCUCUUGUUUAAUUCAUUAAAAAAAUGUAUUCUC
Messenger RNA from Orcinus orca (killer whale), 1818 nucleotides. It is a transcript of the gene GHRHR, whose product is annotated as growth hormone releasing hormone receptor. Gene Ontology annotation, cellular component: plasma membrane. Gene Ontology annotation, biological process: adenylate cyclase-activating G protein-coupled receptor signaling pathway; cell surface receptor signaling pathway; positive regulation of cell population proliferation. The transcript is spliced from 13 exons. Bases 89 to 1366 code for a protein of 425 amino acids. The record is from RefSeq and is a predicted model, not a curated record. Lineage: Eukaryota; Metazoa; Chordata; Mammalia; Artiodactyla; Delphinidae. Gene Ontology annotation, molecular function: peptide hormone binding; growth hormone-releasing hormone receptor activity; growth factor binding.